Messenger RNA from Cyprinus carpio (common carp), 6312 nucleotides. RefSeq names its product H(+)/Cl(-) exchange transporter 5-like. NCBI's taxonomy places the organism in Eukaryota, Metazoa, Chordata, Actinopteri, Cypriniformes, Cyprinidae. Gene Ontology annotation, molecular function: voltage-gated chloride channel activity. Gene Ontology annotation, biological process: chloride transport; transmembrane transport. The record is from RefSeq and is a predicted model, not a curated record. Gene Ontology annotation, cellular component: membrane; early endosome; Golgi apparatus.
ACCUCCAAACACGUGAUAUUCAGCCUCACGUUUUUGAGGAAGGGAAGUUAUUGGGCUAAAAAACCCUCAGCGAUGCAUCGGUACAUGGACACCUUCCUCUUUCAUCUUUAUCACAUGCGAAAGGUCUGUGCGAUCAGACUGAAGACAUCGGUGGUGAAGAGGUUGUGAGAUGCUUUCCCGGGUAAACUGUGACGCACCAGUUGAAGAAAUUGGCGGACAGCUGUGCAUUGCCUAACCGAGGGACUUUAAAAUCCAAAUCACAAUAUCUGGUGCCUCAGUAAAGUCCACUACUUACUAACAGCGACCACUACUACGCAAAGACCCACAGAGGGGUGAUGAUGGACAACGGAGGGUUUUGCAACAAUAACUAUCACAGUGGAAGCAGUGAUGAUGAGCUGGUGGAUAUUUCAGAUGUUACAGUGAACUUCAGUGAGGAUGUCCCGCCUCUGGAUCUAGAUUACAGUGCGGGCGGCUGUAAAGCAGAUUGGAGGCCGAGCAACAGUCCUAAGCUGAUAGAUCUAAUGGAUUACCCCGUCCCUGGCAUUGGCACCUAUGAGGACUUCAACACCAUCGACUGGGUUAGGGAGAAGUCUAAAGACAGAGAUCGGCAUAGAGAGAUCACCAAUAAGAGUAAGCAUUCCACAGUAGCCUUGCUCUUCAGCAUCAGUGAUGCCUUUUCCGGCUGGCUUCUGAUGCUUCUCAUUGGACUCAUGUCAGGGGCCUUGGCUGGAGGUAUAGACAUUGCUGCCCAUUGGAUGACGGAUCUUAAAGAGGGCGUGUGCCUGAAUGGGUUCUGGUUUAAUCACGAGCACUGCUGCUGGGCGUCCAAUGAGACCACUUUCCAGGAAAGAGACAAGUGUCCCCAGUGGAAAACCUGGGCAGAACUCAUGGUUGGAGUCAGUGAGCAGGGCAGUGUAAAUGUGCUGAAUCAUUUCAUGUAUGUGAGCUGGGCUCUUCUCUUUGCCUUCCUGGCUGUGAUUCUUGUGAGGGCCUUCGCCCCUUAUGCUUGCGGUUCAGGAAUACCAGAGAUUAAGACCAUCCUGAGUGGCUUUAUAAUUCGGGGCUACCUGGGGAAGUGGACUUUGAUCAUAAAGACCAUCACACUUGUGCUGGCCGUCUCGUCUGGCCUCAGUCUGGGGAAGGAGGGUCCGCUGGUUCAUGUAGCCUGCUGCUGCGCAAACAUCCUCUGCCAUUUCUUCACCAAAUACCGUCGAAAUGAGGCCAAGAGACGAGAGGUGUUGUCUGCAGCAUCUGCAGUGGGAGUGUCUGUAGCGUUUGGUGCUCCUAUUGGAGGGGUGCUUUUUAGUUUGGAAGAGGUCAGCUACUACUUCCCUCUGAAGACUCUGUGGCGUUCGUUCUUCGCUGCUCUGGUUGCAGCAUUCACCCUUCGCUCCAUUAAUCCCUUCGGGAACAGCCGACUGGUCCUUUUCUACGUGGAGUUCCACACACCCUGGCAUCUUCUAGAACUCAUACCUUUUGUGCUUCUGGGCAUCUUCGGUGGCCUUUGGGGGGCUUUCUUCAUUCAUGCUAACAUUGCUUGGUGCCGUCUCCGUAAGAACACCCGCCUUGGCCACUACCCUGUCAUUGAGGUUCUGGUGGUCACCCUGCUCACAGCGUUGCUGGCGUUCCCAAUCGAGUACACUCGGAUGAGCAGCAGCGAACUGAUCUCUGAGCUGUUUAAUGACUGUGGUCUGCUGGACUCAUCGAAACUCUGCGACUACUCCGGCAACAGUGGAGGCACAUCUGGAAGUGUUAAUGCCACUGCUGCUAAUGGUCUGGGGGCUCGGCUGGCGGGGCCAGGUCUCUAUACAGCUAUGUGGCAGCUAGCUCUUGCACUGGUCUUUAAGAUGCUCAUCACUGUGGCUACAUUUGGCAUUAAGGUGCCGUCUGGUUUAUUCAUCCCUAGUAUUGCUGUGGGGGCAAUAGCAGGCAGACUUCUUGGAGUGGGCAUGGAGCAGCUAGCCGUACACAACCAUGAACGGAAAAUUUUCAGAGGCUGGUGCUCUCCAGGGGCAGACUGCAUCACGCCGGGCCUGUAUGCCAUGGUGGGCGCAGCAGCCUGUCUGGGUGGUGUGACACGUAUGACCGUCUCUCUGGUGGUCAUUAUGUUUGAGCUGACAGGAGGUUUAGAGUACAUUGUGCCCCUCAUGGCUGCUACCAUGACCAGCAAAUGGGUCGCUGAUGCUCUGAGUCGUGAGAGCAUUUAUGAGGCCCACAUCCGUCUGAAUGGUUACCCUUUCCUGGAGGCCAAAGAAGAAUUCCGCCACAAGACUCUUGCCACGGAUGUAAUGCGGCCGCGGCAGAGCGACCCACCGCUGUCUGUGCUGACGCAGAGCGGGAUGUCUGUAGAGGAGGUGGAGAGACUCAUCGCAGACACCACCUACAGCGGCUUUCCUGUGGUUAUCUCACAGCAGUCUCAGAGAUUGGUGGGCUUUGUGUUGAGGAGGGAUCUGGUCAUAUCCUUAGAGAAUGCACGGCGGCAUCAGGAGGGUGUGGUCAGCGUGUCUGCCGUCCUGUUCACUGAAUGUGAUCCACCCGUGUCACCCAGCGCUCCUCCUGCAGUCAAACUGCACAACAUCUUGGACCUCAGCCCCUUUACGGUCACUGUGCACACGCCCAUGGAAAUCGUGGUGGACAUCUUCCGCAAGCUCGGCCUGCGGCAGUGCCUCGUCAUUCAGAACGGGCGUUUGCUGGGAAUCAUCACUAAAAAGGACAUUCUUAAACACAUGGCGCAGAUGGCCAACAGAGACCCGGAAUCAAUCCUCUUCAACUGAAGACUCUCAAGACUGAACGGACAGGAUAAACUCACUCCUGCAGACACACACACACACACACACACACACACACACACACACACACACACACACACACACACAUGCUGCCAGUGGUAGGACUGUGUGUGUCACUGAGCUACUGCUAUUAUAGAGUGGUCUGAGAGUGGCCUAAGGCAGCUUUUUGCAGCUCCAGAACUGGACAUGUUCAGACAGGAGCUGUUUAGCCUGUCCGGAGGCUACAGAGACAGUAAUGUGAGAAAUACUGUCCCCUCACACCUGUGAACCUCAUAUAUGACCUGAUCUGAAUUGUUGCCAUCAGGACAUGCUGCAUGUGUACCAAAUGCUUUUCCUGCCUGCACGUAUAUUUAAAUUUGGGGAUCGAUGACUUCUUUUUGUGUUCUUUAUUCGUUUAUGGUGCUUUGCUCUGCUAAAGGUAGCUUGAACUAGCUUUACAUGGUUGCUAGUCUCUCAGGCUGGGCUGGGUUGCUGGUUUUGGGUAUUUAUCGGGCUGGGAGACCAACUGACUGAGACCAGCCAACAAAAGGUAGCUUAAGCUAUUUUUUAGCAGGAUUUCCAUCCCUGGAGUGACGUUUGACCUCGAGAGGAACUUCAGAAGGGUGAGAACAUUCCUGAGAUGAUCUGGGAAACGUGCGUUAAGGGUGUCUCGUCUGAACCUGCGUGUGUCGAGCGAUCCCUGUGGGAAGAUGCGCCGACUUUUGUAGAAGUGCAAUGAGAUUUGGUGUAUCAUGUUGAAAAGUCAUACAGACGCAAUUACUUUUUUUCAUUUAUGCAUACUAGCAAAACGCCACCAGUAGUGCUGUUACUCUAUUUCUCACUCUAAAGACAUCCCACUCUUGAAGCGUUUAUAUAUGACUUCAACCGGACAGAAGCCAAUGUUGAAUUUUUUUGUUUUUUGUUUUUUUUUGUGGAAGGUGCCUUAAAGUAAUGGUUCAUCCAGCAAUUCUGUCAUUUACUCACCCUUUUGACGUUCCAAAUCUGUAUGAUUCUCUUUUCUUCUGUGAAACCUAAAAUAAGACAUUUUCUGAGCGUGAAAACCAAUAGCAACUAAAACUGUUUGGUUACCAACAUUCUUCAAAAUCUGUUCUUUUGUGUUCUGCAGAAGAAUACAAAGUCAUACUGUUUUGGAACAACACUAAGGUGAGUAAACGGAUGAGGGAAUUUUCUUUUUUGUAUGAAAUAUGCCUUCAGUAGUUAGUUGAAGUGCCCUGGUUCUCCCUCUGUCGUUCUGCUAUUACAGCAAGCUCUUUGGUCUUACCAGUGGCAUAUGAUUUCCAAAAAGUUUGUAGUUGCUGCUAAACAACUGAUUUCCACUCAGCUUUCCCAAUGAACCAAGCUGCAGUUCCUGCGUGGCACCACCAGGAGGCACUAUCUCACAGACUGUUCAUUCUGGACAUUGUGCACCGUCUGAUUGAUUCUUGACCAGGUUCGCUUUCUGGGUGUGUUGCGGCAUUCUCUCAUGUCAUUACAGUUGGGACUCUUUACAUUUUUAUUCUCAUAUUGAGCACCUGGGCCCCUCCGUUCCUUCAUCCAUCACCCUCACUGUCUUUCUCAUGUAACCACGCUGUCAUCCUCAGGCAACCUCAGUGAAGCAUCUCCAGGCAACUCCCUUGUUUGUCCGUGAGGACCCAAUCAUGACAUAAGAUCCUCCCUGUAAUGAAAGGCCAAAACUUGUACUGUAGUCCUCUUCCUUGCUCAAAUUUUUGUCUCUCUGCAUUUCAAAACCUCCACCCUGCAGUUCAGUGCAUGCUUUUUUUUCCCCCUACAUUGGCAUUUGAGUUGUUUAUGACCUAUUAUAGGCAUUUGAUUCUUUUUAUGCCUGUUCUAAACACUCACUUUCCCUACUCGCUGUAAUUCCCGAGAGUUGGAUUAGGGGCAGGGAGGUCGUGGAGGGCUAUUGUUCCCAUUCGCUCCUGCUCGUCUGGGCUCCCGGUCGCCAGGAUGUCCCCCGACUGCUUCCCUCAAGCACCGUCACGCAGCCCAGACCGCCUUCCACUCUUAGAAAGACAAUUUCCGGUCCAGUCUUUAAACAACAGGCGAUUCUAAACUGUUAUAAUGGAGCGGGGGAAAAAAGAAAUUCUUGUGCUGUGAUUAUUGAAAGAAAAGGUGUGUGUAUGUGUGUGUGAGUAUUUGUGUGUGGGGCCAUAGGGGUGUUGGAAGGAGAGAUUACGCUUUUCUCUUUUGCCUUCCUAGGAAAACUUAGAAAUAUGGGAGGAGGGAGAGCAGGAAAGGUUAAUUAAACAGUGUUCACUGGUCAGUGGAAGGGAUCGUUUCACAAAGGUCCCCUCUGUGUCACACGGGGGGUUAUUGGAGAGACUUGGCACGAAGGACUUCCACUCAUUCCUACAAUCCGGGUGGGUGCUGAGCCUCUUUGCGCUGUAACCCAACACUCGAUUGGUGCAGAAGGAACCAGGCCAGGAUGGGACCAAAUGAAAUGGCCAAGGACGCGCCACAGACCUCCUAUGUUCUUAUCUACAGAACGUAGGCUUACAGAACGCAACUUUUCAACUCAGGAAGCACCACGUAAACAGCUGUUUAGUUGGCGUCUACUUGCCUUUUUCUAUGCAAACAGUCAGUUUAGUGCUGAAGAGAAAUGCUAAACCUGAGUAAACUGCUUUUACAGGUGUCAUUGAGCAUGCAUGUCUAAAGAAACCUGUUUUUUUUUUUUCUUGCCAAAAAGACGAUACAGUUAUUACCAAAUUGGUUGGAAGGAAAAUUAAUUCUAAAGCACUUUUCGGAGAUUAAGUAUGUGUCCAUUUUAGUGAUGAGAUGUUAGCUUUAAUAGGUAUUAAUUGCACAAAAAUGUUUUCUAUUACAGUAUUUGUACAUGUCUGUGCUUGUAUCAUAUUGUCAAAUGAACUUUUGUCCAAUUGAAGAAAUCUGAAUGAUGUAUUCCAUGCAGACUGCAUUCAUCUGGAGGUCAAAAAGUAUGUUUAUGUUUUAGAUAUAUAAAGAAUGGCUUGUGGCUUCAAGUUUUUGGUUUAUCUUACAUAAUCAAAGACUCCGGGAUAUGAAAAUUCCAGAAGUAUUAGCAUUUUUAUUCCCUAGAAUCCCAAACGACUCUGGUGCCUUUAGAAACAGACCACCGCUGGUUUGUGUUCAAUGUGGUAUUUGAAGGAAAUCGCUGAGGGUCUCUUAAAACACCACAGGACUGUGGGUGAGUCUCAUGUAUUGCUUCAGAACUCUUUUUUUCCCCACACCUUUUGAAGGCCAAUGUUUUAAUAGCCGUUCUUUUGUAACUUUAUUAUCAGGAAUAUUGUCUUUUGAAAAAGCACAAAUGCUUUUUAAAGUAGCAACAAUGUGAAAUGAUCUGUCUAGGGCGUGUUUUUGCUUGUUUUUUUGAAAAUUGUUCACAGAUGACUUCGAGAAUAAUUGUACACGGACCUUUGAACAAAACACACCCUUGUAAUUCUUCAGUUCAGGUUCAUUGUGCAUGUAGCGUUUGUUAAAAUAAGCACUGCUAUUAUGUACGUAACCGUUCUAAACUUCUAACCUCAAGUAAUAAACUUCAGCACAUUAC